GCGUCGGCCGCAGAUUCAACGGAGCAGAACUAUAUUGGUAGAUGCCGCCAAUGAUCCCCGUCAUUGCCCCGCAAACAACAGCUAACGACCGCAGAGACUCUCCAGAACAAGCUAACAGGCUCCCAUGCACAGCAUGGCUAAUCAACGGCACAUGACUGGUCGAAAGCGGGCCGAGGCAUUUAAAAACAAGCGAUUACACCGAAAGCAGACACAGCUAUUACAAUAUCACGCUCACAGGGAGCAGGCGGUUCUUCACAUGAGCGAUCCUAGUCGGUAAUCAUCUCAUCUCCGGCUGACGGGUUUGUCCCGAUCUCCUCGAAGACGAGCGAACCUUGUUGCUCCUUCAGCCAUUGCACGCUCCGCUUCUCGUCCAUGAAGUAUUUGUAUGCCUUCCGCAGGUCCUCGACGUCGACCUCCGUCGCUUUCCGCUUCCGGGCAACAAUCUGCGCGCAGGAGAUCAGGUUGAGAGCAUAGCGCAGCGUGGUUUCCAGAGCCAUCUGGGUCAGAACGCCUGUCGCAUCGGCAGUGAGCACAACAUCUUCUUCCUGACAUCGAAUCUGGAUGAUCUGGGCAAUGUCCUCUUCCACGUAUGGCUUCGUGCUGACGAUGAGUACCCGGUCGAGCAGAUCCACUGGGAGUCCGUGGGGAGAGCGGAACUUGGUUCCCCGGAUGCGGGCCAUCCCCCGAUUGGAGGCCAUGAUGACAAGAGGAGAUAGCUCAUUCUCCAACGCACGGUUGAGGAAUGAAAAGCAUUCAAUGUCCAACAUGUGCACCUCGUCAAUGAAUAGAACCUAUCACUGCAUCAGUUCCACCCUCUUGAACCAGAUUAGGCAUCAUACCCCGGCUCUGGCUUGAUCUCCCCGGUA
This is a messenger RNA of Mycena citricolor, 866 nucleotides long. The record is from the annotation of a GenBank genome assembly. Lineage: Eukaryota; Fungi; Basidiomycota; Agaricomycetes; Agaricales; Mycenaceae.